Molecule: messenger RNA, 981 nt
Organism: Pseudomassariella vexata
Lineage: Eukaryota; Fungi; Ascomycota; Sordariomycetes; Amphisphaeriales; Pseudomassariaceae
Product: MED6 mediator sub complex component-domain-containing protein
Exons: 2
Coding region: 1-981 (326 amino acids)
Biological process (GO): regulation of transcription by RNA polymerase II
Cellular component (GO): core mediator complex; mediator complex
Molecular function (GO): transcription coactivator activity
Source: RefSeq, a predicted model, not a curated record
AUGGCCGGCGCACCUCCCCCCUUAGACGAGACCCAAUGGCGCGAUCCACACACGGCCGCCAGCAUGCAGGGAAUACACUCUAACAGCGUGCUUCACUACUUUGCUGCGUCUCCUUUCUCCGACCCGACUUCGAACAACGCCGUCAUCAUCACCCAGAGCCAGUGGAAUAGGGACAUGCACCAGUACCUGGUGACACGAGACGCCUUCGAGGGUCGGCUGAAGACCAUGUCAGGUCUCGAAUAUAUCGUAGCCCAGGAGCCAUCAGUCAUGGGUCCAGGCGCGGGCACCGGCGUCUGGGUCAUCCGUAAGCAGACGCGCCGGAAGAGGGCCAACGAGGAAGACGAAAUCACUGUGCAUUCCAGCUACUUUGUUGUGGGAGACAAUAUCUACAUGGCACCGACUCUUGCUGACAUAAUGAGCUACCGGAUGGCAACAGUGGAAUCGAAACUGAGGAAAUGCUUCCCGGUUGCGUCUGAAGUCAGUACAUGGUCUCCUGCUGCUGGCCAUGCAUACACAAUUCCGACAACAUCCAGCAAUCCCCGCGAGCGCACCUCGACGUCCAAGGAAGCAACUCCCAUGCCAGAUGGCGAGAGCCACACCAGCAAAGCUGCAGGCGUCUCGGAGUCCAAGAAGCCCGGCCAGUCAACCAUGCUUGAUGCGCGCUUGGCUGAGCAGUCCUUCACAAUCCACAUGCAAUACGGCAGCGAAUACAUGGAUGAGAACCCCAUAACCGGAAAGCCGGGCGAGUUUCAUCUCUCUUCAACAGGAAGAAAAGACCGAAUGGUACAGGCUCCCGGCAACAUGCCAAGUCUUACCACCUCAUUCAAGAGCCCCACGGUACCGGAUCUGGGUGGCAAGAGGGACGUUACCGGCAAGGGAGACAAGACACCCAAGACGCCAACAAGUGGACCGGGGUCUAAGCCGAAGCGCAAGAAGAGCAAGGCUGGGACCACACCUGGUACAACACCGACUGCUUCGUAG